UUUCUUGAAGUCUAUACGCUGCACAGAACGAACACAAGACAGCAAAGAGAGCUCAUAAACCAGACUUCCGAUGGCGAAAUCAAACUCUCAUUUUCAAAAUUAGUGUUUUUCCGGUGAACUCAGAUUCAAAUCCUCCGAGGAAAUGGCGGAAACCACAACUUCCACCACCAAGAAGGACGCCCAGGCGCUACUGCUCGGCCGCUACGAAAUCGGAAAACUCCUCGGCCACGGCAGCUUCGCCAAGGUCUACUACGCGCGAAACGUCAAGACGUUCGAGAGCGUCGCAAUUAAGAUCAUCGACAAGGAGAAGAUCCUGAAAGGCGGCCUGAUAGCACACAUCAAGCGCGAGAUCUCCAUUCUCAGGCGAGUUCGCCACCCGAACAUCGUGCAGCUGUUCGAAGUCAUGGCUACCAAAACCAAGAUAUUCUUCGUCAUGGAGUACGUGAAAGGCGGCGAGCUCUUCAAUAAGGUCGCGAAAGGCCGGCUCAAGGAGGAGGUGGCGAGGAAGUACUUCCAGCAGCUCGUCUCCGCCGUGGCGUUCUGCCAUGCCCGCGGCGUCUACCACCGCGAUUUGAAGCCGGAAAACCUCUUGUUGGACGAGAACGGCGACCUUAAGGUCUCCGAUUUCGGACUCAGCGCCGUCUCGGAUCAGAUGAGGCAGGACGGCCUUUUCCACACCUUCUGCGGCACUCCGGCGUACGUUGCGCCGGAGGUUUUGGCACAGAAGGGCUACAACGCCGCGAAGGUUGAUAUAUGGUCUUGUGGCGUGAUUCUCUUUGUUCUGAUGGCUGGAUACUUGCCAUUUCACGACCAAAACGUCAUGGCAAUGUAUAAGAAAAUCUACAAAGGCGAGUUCCGGUGUCCGAGGUGGUUCUCGCCGGAGUUAACUCGGUUGCUGACUCGCCUCCUUGAUGCAAACCCCGAGACUCGGAUCACAAUCCCGGAAAUAAUGAGCAAAAGGUGGUUCAAGAAGGGCUUCAAGCACGUGAAAUUCUAUAUCGAGGACGACAAAUUGUGUAGUGUCCAGGACGGGGAGGAGUCCGAGUCUGAUCAGUCGAUGUCCGAGUCGGAAUCGGAGCUCGAGUCUCGGAGGAAACUGGCCAGUUUGCCCAGGCCGGUAAGCUUGAAUGCGUUUGAUAUCAUAUCGUUUUCGCCCGGAUUUGAUCUGUCGGGGCUGUUCGACGAUGAGGGGGAAGGGGCGAGGUUCGUUUCCGGCGCGCCGGUGGGGAAGAUCAUAUCGAAAUUGGAGGACAUUGCCAAGGUUGUGAGCUUUACAGUGAGGAAAAAGGAUUGCAGAGUGAGUUUGGAGGGGUCUAGAGAGGGGGUGAAAGGGCCAUUGACGAUUGCAGCUGAGAUAUUUGAAUUAACGCCCACAUUAAGGGUGGUGGAAGUGAAGAAGAAAGGAGGAGAUAGACGGGAGUACGAGGAUAUCUACAACCGCGAAUUGAAGCCUGGUCUGCAAAAUCUCACCACAGAUGAAUCUAUAGCUCCCCAUUUGCCUUUAGAUGCUCUCAAUUCGUCACCAGAUUCUCCAAAUUUGCUCUCGGAUACAGAAUAAAAUAGAAGAAGAAGAAGAGACAAUGGUAUGAUUUCUCUAAUUUUUCUUUUGUCAUGCUUCUGUAUAAUUACUGUUUGUUUUUGUUGACUCAUCUUGCUGAAAUACCCAGGCCAAGCUUUAGCAGUAGCUGCUUUGCCAAAUUUGUAUCGUCUGUUGUUCUUGUUUAAUGAUGUGAUUAUUUCGGGUUAUAUGAACA
Messenger RNA from Diospyros lotus (date-plum), 1754 nucleotides. RefSeq names its product CBL-interacting serine/threonine-protein kinase 12. NCBI's taxonomy places the organism in Eukaryota, Viridiplantae, Streptophyta, Magnoliopsida, Ericales, Ebenaceae. The record is from RefSeq and is a predicted model, not a curated record. Gene Ontology annotation, molecular function: ATP binding; protein kinase activity. The transcript has 2 exons. Gene Ontology annotation, biological process: signal transduction; protein phosphorylation. The coding region runs from base 143 to 1558 and encodes 471 amino acids.